Molecule: messenger RNA, 1632 nt
Organism: Humulus lupulus (European hop)
Lineage: Eukaryota; Viridiplantae; Streptophyta; Magnoliopsida; Rosales; Cannabaceae
Product: receptor-like protein EIX2
Exons: 1
Coding region: 8-1444 (478 amino acids)
Molecular function (GO): protein binding
Source: RefSeq, a predicted model, not a curated record
CAUCAACAUGGCUUCUUACAAAGUUGUAGGGUCUCAUGGAGUCCCCCAAUGGCUUCAGACACAAAGGGAAGUCUUUGAAUUGAAUCUCUCAAAUGCUAAUAUUAUUGGAACAUUUCCAAAAUGGCUUCAGAACAUGUCAAGCAUCAGCUCUCUGGAUCUCUCUAUGAACCAAAUCAGCGGGCACCUACCUAUGAAUAUUGGUUCUUUGUCUAUUCUGUGGUAUCUAUAUCUUGGCAACAAUCUGAUAAAUGGUUCACUUCCAGAGUCAUUAUGCGAACUAGAAUCUUUGCAAGAACUAGAUCUUUCGAGAAACAAGUUUUCUGGGAUAUUGCCUAAUUGUUGGAGAGGGAGCCAAUCCGUGGAUGUCAUCAAUCUAUCACACAAUAAGUUGUCAGGGACUAUUCCAAGCUCAAUGGGGAACUUAUCACAACUGUCGCGAUUGCAUAUGAAUAAUAAUAACUUUAAUGGGGAACUUCCAUUGGCUUUGAGGGGUUGUUCUGAAAUGAUGCUUCUUGAUCUUGGCGACAAUAACUUUUCAGGACCUCUACCAACUUGGAUUGGAGGACAUAGCUUCCGGGACAUAAUAAUUUUGAGGUUCCGCAAGAAUAUGUUUAGUGGAAGUAUCCCUUUAAAUUUUUGCAAGCUCUUGGCACUGAGCAUUUUAGACCUUGCAAAUAACAAUUUGAGAGGAGAAAUUCCUCAUUGCUUUGGAAAACUCACUGGAAUGAUGGUAAAAGAUUAUCCACAAGUGAAUGGAAGUAUGGGUGAUGCGAAGGUUUCACAAGUGAUAAAAGGAAGAGACUUAGAGUAUACAAAAACACUGCUACUUCUUGAUAAUUUGGACCUCUCAAGCAAUAAGCUAGUUGGGAUAAUUCCAAAAGAGCUAUGUUUGCUAUCUGCCUUGCGUGGUUUGAAUUUGUCCCAUAAUCAUUUGUCAGGCAAUAUUCCUAACAAUAUUGAAGAGUUGAAGUCCUUGGAGUCUCUUGACCUUUCAAACAACAAACUUUUUGGUGAAAUUCCACAAAGUAUGUCCAAAUUGUUAUCACUAGACAAGCUCGACUUGUCUUACAACAAUUUGUCAGGCAAAAUUCCAACGGGACCUCAACUUCAAACACUGAAUGAUCCAAAUAUCUAUGCUGGCAACGAUGAACUAUGUGGAACCCCAUUGCCAAAGAAAUGUUUUGGAGAUGAUGAUCGGAGAAAAAAUGCCCACGAAGAUGAUGACGACUACAAAGAUAGUAGGAUCGAAGGAAUAUGGUUUUACUCUGUGGUAACACUUGGAUAUGCAGCUGGAUUAUGGGGAGUAAUUGGGAGUCUGGUUUUCAACAGAAACUGGAGGCAUGCUUUUUUUUGUUUCACUGAAAACACCAUGGAUUGGAUUCUUGUGAGAGUAGAAGUGAGAAUUGGGAGACUGAAGAAGAGCAUCAUGAAGUGGACCAACUAAUAAAGAUAUCUACUGAUAACAUGUAUUUCUCUAUGUGUAUGUACGUACUUCAUAGGACGAUCGAUCCUCUCAGUUUGUGUAUUUCAUCUUAAUUUAUGCUGUCUUGUAUUGUUUAAGUUGUAACCUAUUGCCACAAUAGUUUAUCAAAGAUUCCUCAUUUGCUUCAACUAUGCUCAUCUGUUGGAAUU